GAAGUAUAGAACCUUACGUUAAUAUUAUAAAUCUCCCUUCUCAACUACCCAACCCUAUCCGUUACGAAAACGAAGCGUACAUAGGUUAUUUUUUAAUGUUGUGAUUUUUGGCGUUUUUAUCUGCAUUUAUGCCUAUAUCAAUUAUCAUUUUUGCUGAUUAAUAAUAAAUAGACAUGGCGCAGAGGUUUCCUGUGCCAAACACGGGGAGCAAUGGCCCACCCCCACAACGAUAUCCACCUCCGUCAGUACCUCCGAAUUUGCGUCAAUAUUCGGGACCAAAUUUUCCGAUGCAACAGAGAAGUAGUUUUACACCGCCUCCACAAAUGACAAAUGCAGUUUCUGGACCUGGUGGUAUAAUGAGGGCAAAUCCACCGUAUUCAGGAAUGCGCCAAGCACCAAUGCCAAAUCCUCCAGGAGGAAAGAGAAGUACUGAUCAGCGCAUUCCAAUGUCCCAGCAAAAACCGUAUUUUUGGAACAGUGAUUUUUCACAUUCCACUUCAAAGAAGAAGAAAAAGUUAGCAGACAAGAUUCUACCGCAAAAAGUUCGCGAUUUGGUACCAGAAUCACAAGCAUACAUGGAUUUACUUGCUUUCGAACGUAAAUUGGAUGCGACAAUAAUGCGAAAGCGUCUUGAUAUUCAAGAGGCUUUAAAGCGUCCCAUGAAGCAAAAACGUAAACUACGAAUAUUCAUCUCGAAUACUUUUUAUCCGGCCAAGGAACCUGGUGAGGGCGAGGAAGGCUGUGUAGCUUCCUGGGAACUUAGAGUUGAAGGAAGACUUUUGGAUGAUAGUAAAAACGAUCCCAACAAGGUGAAAAGAAAAUUCUCAUCUUUCUUCAAAAGCUUAGUUAUCGAACUAGACAAGGACUUGUAUGGUCCCGAUAAUCAUUUAGUUGAAUGGCAUCGCACAUUAACAACUCAAGAAACCGAUGGUUUCCAAGUAAAACGACCAGGAGAUAAAAAUGUCCGAUGCACAAUUCUUUUACUACUUGAUUAUCAGCCCCUGCAGUUCAAGUUAGAUCCACGUCUGGCAAGAUUACUUGGAGUUCACACGCAAACACGUCCUGUUAUUAUUUCCGCUUUGUGGCAAUACAUUAAAACUCAUAAACUUCAAGACAGCCAUGAAAGGGAAUUUAUCAAUUGUGACAAAUAUUUAGAACAAAUCUUUGCCUGUCCAAGAAUGAAGUUUGCUGAAAUUCCGUCACGUUUAAAUCCAUUACUUCAUCCACCGGAUCCAAUUGUCAUUAAUCAUGUAAUUAGCGUGGAAGGAACGGAAACAAAACAAACUGCAUGCUACGAUAUUGACGUAGAGGUGGACGAUACAUUAAAGGCUCAAAUGAAUAACUUUUUACUGUCAACCGCGAGUCAACAAGAAAUUCAGAGUUUGGAUAAUAAAAUUCACGAGACAGUAGACACAAUCACGCAAUUAAAAACUAAUCGUGAAUUUUUCUUAAGUUUUGCGAAAGAUCCACAACAGUUUAUCAAUAAAUGGAUAAUAUCGCAGACAAGGGAUUUGAAAACAAUGACGGACGUGGUUGGCAAUCCUGAGGAAGAAAGGAGAGCUGAAUUUUAUUAUCAACCAUGGGCUCAAGAAGCUGUUUGUCGAUAUUUCUACACGAAAGUACAACAGAAACGAGCGGAACUUGAACAGGCACUUGGUAUAAGAAAUUCAUAAAUGCUAAAAUAACAACGAAAUUUCAACAGUAUUUUCUACUGGCAUUCAUUGAUUACAUUAAGUAAUGCAAAAAUUUUUACAAGAAUAAAAAUUAUUUUCAAUUUAUUAUGUCAGCGGAGAAUAUUUAUUUUAGCUAUUUUCUGAUUGAAGAAAUAGUAAAUCUGAUGAAUAGAAAAUUGAUGUGUGUAAGUAAUAAAUUUACUAUAAUCUGCUACUGUGAAUGAACUAUUCAAUCUAUUGAGGGGAAAUUCUCGCCAAAACAACUAUAAUAGUGACAUAGUUUUUAUUUUUCUUGUCACUUAUAUAUUUUGUAAGCAACAAAAUCUUGAAAAUAAUUUUAUAACUGACGUUAUGAAAUAAUUAAUUGAUUAUUAAAAUAAUGAAAUUUUGUAAAAAAAAAAAAUCUGACAAUAUUAUAAAGUUGAAAAAAAUUGAAACUUUUUAAAAAUAUUUUAACUUGGAGAUUCCUCUCAAAUUAUGAUAACUACAUUUAUUCAAUAUAAUUUUGGAUUUUUUUCUGUAGAAUAAAACAAACGAUUCUGUACAUGAAGUAAAAAAAAUAUACAUUUAUGUCCAGUA
This is a messenger RNA of Leptopilina boulardi, 2252 nucleotides long. RefSeq names its product brahma-associated protein of 60 kDa (gene Bap60). Lineage: Eukaryota; Metazoa; Arthropoda; Insecta; Hymenoptera; Figitidae. The transcript is spliced from 7 exons. The coding region runs from base 174 to 1673 and encodes 499 amino acids. Gene Ontology annotation, biological process: regulation of transcription by RNA polymerase II. The record is from RefSeq and is a predicted model, not a curated record. Gene Ontology annotation, cellular component: SWI/SNF complex; nucleus.